AUGGUGCCAUGGUGGAUAAACGAUUGCCCCUUGGCUCACGGGCCGCCUGUGAGGAGCGUGUACGUGCUGGGAACAUCAAGGACAGCCCCGCCGCCGUACCAGGAUCUUGGGUGCUCUCUUUGGGGCCGCGUCUCCGGAACCGCCCAUCCGGCCAGCUCUCUGUUGGGCACCGCCGCGGCCCUUGUCUCCUCCCCGCUGGCCCCUGACGACCAGCAGCGAGGUCACGCUGCUCGUGGGGGUGGUGUACAUGCUCGCAAUGCUGGUCGUGGCAACGGUGGCGGUGGUACUGCACGCGGAGCCCAGCGCGAAGGAUCCGGUAGCGAGGCUGACGGCACCGACGCUACCCACAUCGCUGCGAAUGGACGGCGGGUAAUAUGGGGACGCACGACCGCCGCCGCCGCCGCUGUAGACGUCACCACUGUAGACGUCACCGCCGUAGACGUCACCGGCACCAGCAGCACCAGCAGCAGCAGUGGAAGUCAGUGGCCACCGAGUCGGCGACGCCGACGAUGA
Messenger RNA from Gaeumannomyces tritici R3-111a-1, 513 nucleotides. RefSeq lists its product as hypothetical. Lineage: Eukaryota; Fungi; Ascomycota; Sordariomycetes; Magnaporthales; Magnaporthaceae. The record is from RefSeq and is a predicted model, not a curated record. The transcript is spliced from 3 exons. Bases 1 to 513 code for a protein of 170 amino acids.